AUGUCCGAGUCUGGCAUCGGCGAGCUCGCCUCCCAGCUCUACGAUGCCUGUCUGGAAUCCUAUGACACCAACCACCUCUUCUACCAGCAGGACUUCCUGAGCCUCGACAUCAUCCCAAAGAAUGAUCCGCAACUACUCCUCAAGUGCACCCAGCAGCUGGUCGAUCAGAAAUUAUUGCGACUGCACCAGGACAAGAAUGAGCGGCUCGCGUGGAAGAUCAUCUCCCGGGAAGAUGCGGACAAACUCCAGAACCUCAGUGCCGACGAGGGCCUGGUGUACAAUGUCAUCCACUCCACCGCCCGGUCGGGCAUCUGGGUGCGCGCCAUCCAGACCCGCACAAACCUGCACAAGUCGAUCCUCGACCGCUGCCUGAAGUCGCUCGAGGGCAAGAAUUAUAUUAAAAGCGUCCACAAUGUCAAAUACCCGACCCGCAAAAUGUACAUGCUGGCCGGUCUGGCUCCGAGCGAAGACAUCACGGGCGGCGCCUGGUUCACCGACGGUGUCCUAGACGCCAACUUUAUCAACAGUGUCGCCGGCUACAUCGAGUACACCGUCAGCCGGAAGAGCUGGUUUGAAGUGCCCGCCGACCGCGGUCGCACGGCCAAGCGCAUCAAGACCGCCACCGGCAAGGCCGAUGUCAAGUCCGAGGCCGCCGAAAAGACCUACCUGCCCUACCCAUUCAACUACGAGGGCUAUCCCACCGUGCAGACAAUCACCAACGCCGUCAACGAGAGUGGUAUUACCCCAGUGCGCUUGGGUGAAGAGAGCAUCGUCCAGCUCCUCCAAAUGCUCUGCUUCGACAAGAAGCUCGUUGAGCUGAACCUGAAGAACGGCACCGCCUAUAAAUCCGUUAAAAAUCCCGAGGCCGUCAAAGAAAAACAGUCUCGCAAGCAUCCCGCCGAAGGCGAAGAUCCCGGCCCAAUCAACGAACCCGGAAAGAGCAACGGUAUGACCGACUCGCCAUGCGGACCCUGCCCGAGCUUCCGGCUGUGCUCACCGGGCGGCGCCAUCAGCCCCGAGACGUGCGAGUACUUCGAUCCUUGGAUGGAGAAGAAUCUCGCUUUCUGA
This is a messenger RNA of Penicillium cinerascens, 1068 nucleotides long. RefSeq names its product RPC34 RNA polymerase subunit family protein. NCBI's taxonomy places the organism in Eukaryota, Fungi, Ascomycota, Eurotiomycetes, Eurotiales, Aspergillaceae. The record is from RefSeq and is a predicted model, not a curated record. The transcript has a single exon. Gene Ontology annotation, cellular component: RNA polymerase III complex. Bases 1 to 1068 code for a protein of 355 amino acids. Gene Ontology annotation, biological process: transcription by RNA polymerase III.